This is a messenger RNA of Cantharellus anzutake, 1747 nucleotides long. RefSeq lists its product as uncharacterized. NCBI's taxonomy places the organism in Eukaryota, Fungi, Basidiomycota, Agaricomycetes, Cantharellales, Hydnaceae. The transcript has 2 exons. The record is from RefSeq and is a predicted model, not a curated record. The coding region runs from base 234 to 1637 and encodes 467 amino acids.
UCGCACACGUUACGAUCGAGAUCCCGAGAUAUAGCACAUGGGCGUUCUGACAGAUAUCGUGAGCGCGAGAAGGGUGAGACGUUACGUGAUGAAGAUAAAGACGGGGACCGCGCUGUUCAUGGGGGCGGUCGUCGUUCCCCAUCUCCUGUCUUGCCUUCGUAUCUUCCAGGACUGACAGAUGGAUUCCGCCGCGCUCUUAUGAUCGUGAUGAGAACAGGGAUCGUGAACUUCGUAUGAAAACGAACGAGACUGACGAUCCUUCUCGGAAACUUGAUCGGCGGAACCCAGCAAGCACUCGCGAUAGCCGUAGAUCUGGGCGUGAUGCCGACCGAGAAGACGAGAAAAGAUCCGAUUUUCGUAACCCCAAAGAUCGCGGUCGUGAUAAGGAUAGAAGCCGGGGCGAGGACAAAGAGCCAGCAUGGAUGGGCGAUUAUAUUCCAGACCCCAACGACGCUAAGGGCGGUAUCCUCGGUGGCCAAAGGACUGAUGGUACGAUCGACGAUCUUCAAGCAUGGAAACGCGGCAUGAAGGAGAAGAGCGACUCGACCCUGUUUGAAGUUCCUGAUAUACUAUCAGUGGAUACCUUGGAUGACAUCCAAAUCUUUAAACGCAAACUCAAAGAGGAACAGGAGAAGCAAGAUCGAGCAGCGAAAGACAAUGACACUAAAGUAGCCUCCGCUAAUCCUCCUCUACCGCCAGGCUUGCCUGCGACCGCUACCAAUGACGAGAAGCAAGGCCAAUCUGCUGCCCUCGCAGCCUUGCUCUCACCAUUGGCCCUUCAACUGCAAUCGACUAUGGAUGUAUCUACAGACAAUGCGUCGCUCGGCAACGCUUCGCGGUCUCAAAAACCCAAUCCAGACAGUUUGCUCUCCUCGGGCCUCGGCAAUGCAACAUCUCUCUCCUUCAACCGGUAUCCGGAUAUUAUGCCUGAAUUGACCUCAUCACGGGAUCCUUUGGCUGUGGCUGGUUUGCCUACUGCAGGACGUGCUCUUGACGAGUUUGGUCUUCGCAACGAGCCCGGCACGAGCAAUCCAACUCCUCCUGUUUCCGAUAUCCGAAUCUCGAACCAACAAACAUUGUCACUGAAUGGUCGGUUAACACCCACCAAUUCCAACCCUACAUCUACUACCCCCUCUGCGCAAUCAUCUACUUACAGCGGAGAAGGCUCCCCCAGCUCCGGAAGUGCGCUGCCCGCGUAUGCUCAGAGUAAAGGAAGUCGCUUCGCCAAGUUUUGGGACAACAAACCCCGAGAAUCAGCCACGUCAUUCAACCCAUCCCAGCAAUCACAGCCGCUGGCGCCCCCAUCGAACCCAAUGGGCUCAUCGCUUGGAACGUGGUCGAGUGGCGCCUCAUUAUCCAAUGAUCUUCGUGUUUCACAACCUUCCUCCCCCUUGCGACAAGCCCCUGCGGAAUCCAGUGCUUUGAACAAUCUUCUCCGGAACAUUACCACCCCUUCCUCCGUGAUUCCGCCAACUGAUAGGCGCGACUUCACAGAUCGACCUGCAUCCCGAACUCGCCCAGAUACAGACAAAAUGCAAAGUCUCCUAUCCAUGCUCAACAAUCAACAGCCACGGCCGCCAGCAAUGGACAGGAAUCGCUCAGUUCCCCCUUUCGCAAUGUUCAAAAUGGCUCCUUAAUUCUAAUCUUGGCCAAAGCAUAAACGCCACUCAAGCUCCCCCUCAACCACUCUCAUUCAGUCCCGUUGGAUCACCAGAUUUCGAUCGUAGCUUCGUACCAGAUGGGUUGG